AUGGAUUCCACAGAAGCCUCGGUUACCGAUUUGAAUAAUAAACUGAGAGAAGAGGAUGAUGACAACACCGCAGCUAACGGAGAUCAGAAGAAGGAGCCUGCUUGUUUCUCAUCUGUGAUUCCUGGGUGGUUCUCCGAGAUGAGUCCCAUGUGGCCAGGAGAGGCACACUCUUUGAAAGUUGAGAAAGUUUUGUUUCAAGGGAAAUCAGAUUACCAGGAUGUCAUUGUUUUCCAGUCUGCGACAUAUGGAAAAGUGUUGGUUUUGGAUGGAGUAAUCCAACUUACGGAGAGAGACGAAUGCGCUUAUCAGGAAAUGAUCACUCAUCUUCCUUUGUGCUCUAUUCUUAACCCAAAGAAGGUUAACUAA
Brassica oleracea var. oleracea is the source of this 366-nucleotide messenger RNA. Its product is annotated as spermidine synthase 1-like. The transcript has 3 exons. Gene Ontology annotation, molecular function: spermidine synthase activity. Bases 1 to 366 code for a protein of 121 amino acids. Gene Ontology annotation, biological process: spermidine biosynthetic process. The record is from RefSeq and is a predicted model, not a curated record. Gene Ontology annotation, cellular component: cytosol. NCBI's taxonomy places the organism in Eukaryota, Viridiplantae, Streptophyta, Magnoliopsida, Brassicales, Brassicaceae.